Messenger RNA from Carica papaya (papaya), 882 nucleotides. RefSeq names its product actin-related protein C3 (gene ARPC3). The record is from RefSeq and is a predicted model, not a curated record. Gene Ontology annotation, biological process: regulation of actin filament polymerization; Arp2/3 complex-mediated actin nucleation. Lineage: Eukaryota; Viridiplantae; Streptophyta; Magnoliopsida; Brassicales; Caricaceae. Gene Ontology annotation, cellular component: cytoskeleton; Arp2/3 protein complex.
UUUACUUUCCCAAUUUUCUAUUUGGUACCGAGAAGCAUGACUGUUACCCCCGAAAAUGAAACCUGGAUUUCGUCUUUUUUUUUUUUUCCCUCUAUGGUGAAUUUGGUUCCGAAUUGGGGAAAUCUGGUUCUUAUGCGUUGGUUGCUCUGACCUUUCAUUAGUUUGUUUGCAGAAGAAAUGGUCCAUCACUCUAGUUUUGUGGACGAGGGAGGAAUUACUAAAGCAUGUGGAUGCCCUCUUCUCCCACUAAAGAGCCAUAUAAAGGGUCCUGCACCUGCUUCAGAUCAAGGUAGAACUGAUAUUGUCGAUGAAGCAAUCACAUUCUUUCGCGCCAAUGUUUUCUUCAGAAACUUUGACAUAAAGAGCCCUGCUGAUAAGCUUCUUAUCUAUUUGACUUUCUAUAUUAAUGUGGCUCUGAAGAGGCUUGAGGGAUGCCGAACCUUGGCCGAGGGUACAAAGGCAAUCAUAAAUUUAGGCUUGGAGAAGGUCCCUGUGCCUGGAGAAUCGGGUUUUCCUUUUCCUGGCCUCUUCUCCCUUCCUCAGUCUCAGAGGGAAGGAGAGCUUUUUAGGAAUUAUUUGAAGCAGAUACGGGAAGAAACAAGUGGAAGGCUAUUGAGUGUUGCAUAUAGACCGAAUGGGACUCCAAAUAAAUGGUGGUUGGCUUUUGCUAAGAGGAAGUUUAUGAACAUUAUAGUUCCUUGAAUGGUUCAUUGUACAUCAAUCAAAAGCAACAAUAUAAGCAUUGAUAAAUUCUGUAGUGAUGAGCAAUGUGUAUUUUAAUUGGUGACAAAAUGUUCUAAACAAGAAACCAAGAAGAAAAUCAUUUGUCCUGUAAUCUGUAGAAUUAAUAAAAUUAUUUUCGGUCUUCCUUUUCCCACCCCA